Molecule: messenger RNA, 2486 nt
Organism: Sardina pilchardus (European sardine)
Lineage: Eukaryota; Metazoa; Chordata; Actinopteri; Clupeiformes; Clupeidae
Product: GTPase IMAP family member 7-like
Exons: 2
Coding region: 67-1146 (359 amino acids)
Molecular function (GO): GTP binding
Source: RefSeq, a predicted model, not a curated record
UGUGGACUUUCCUACCAGUCUGUUCUCGUUUUAUAAGCUCUGAGUAGACAAAACCCCCUCAAGGAGAUGGACCACUUUGUUAUCUGGUUGACACUGUUGUGGACAAUGGCGUUGUUAUCUGCUGGCAUCCCAUUAUCGAGAGAAAUAAGGAUUGUGCUGCUGGGUAAAACUGGAGCUGGAAAGAGCACAACAGGAAACACCAUCCUGAGGAGACCUGCUUUCGAAAAAAGUUCAGGUCUUCAAUCUGUUACUUCAACUUCUCGUAAGGAGAGUGGAGAUGUGGAUGGGAGACGGGUCACAGUGGUGGACACCCCAGGACUGUUUGAUACAAAGAUUGAGAUAGAGAAGUGUGUCAAUCUGUCCCUUCCUGGCCCUCAUGCCUUUCUGCUGGUGAUCAGACUGGAUAUGAGAUUCACAGAGGAGGAAAGGAAUACAGUAAAGUGGUUCCAGGAGAACUUUAGUGAAAAGGCUGAACAUUUUACCAUAGUGCUGUUUACUCAUGUUGAUCAGCUGGAUCAAUCAGUGGAACAUACAAUAAAUCAAGAUCAGGGUAUGAAGGAGAUCAUCAAGAAAUGUGGGGGUAGAUAUCAUGCUCUUAAUUAUGUCGAAAAGAAUCAGACUUCAGUUAAAGCGCUCUUGGACAAGAUUUGCACCAUGGUGGAGGAAAAUAACAAUGAAUAUUACACAAACAAGAUGUAUCAGGAUGCUCAGGAGAGGAUGAGAGAAGAGGAGGAGAGAAAGCAAAAGGAAGAAAAGAAGAAAAGGGAGGAGGAGGAGAAAAGGAUUAGAGAGGACGAAAGACGGAAAAUGAAAGAGGAAGAGAUGAAAAAGGAAGAGGAAAAGACAUUUCGCAAAACAUUGUGUUCAUCUGCAGGAGCAAUUAUGAUGGGAGUCCUGGGCCUGUUUGGAGGACCCCCUGUUGCAGCGCUUACUGGACUUGUGGUGGGAGCAGCAGGAAGUUAUUGGGCGAAGUUCAUGAUGACAAUCUUUGCAGUCCAUUUACUGGAUACCCCAUUACCCCUUGGCUUACGGAUCUUGCUGUAUGUUUCUGUCAUCACAAUGUCAAUGCUCCUAAGCGAUGGCACACAUUUUUUAGCCAGAUUUUUUUUUUUGACAUGCAGCAAACAUCUCUUCACAAUCCGCUAACUGCCUGUUGUUGCUUUUACAGUAUUGUUCCUCAGAGUCAAAGUGUAUGUACUUUAUGCAGUCAUUUUUAUUUGUCUACAGAUUUGAUUUGUUUCAUUGAUUUCAUUGUUGAAAUGGUUGAUUACUGUAACUAAUUAUGGUGAGAAAUACUAUACAGUAAGUAUUGAAAGAAAUACUUGAAAUAUCAAAUAUUAAAGGUGCUAAAAGCAAUGUCACACAUUUGUAGGCAAACAAUGUUGUCAUAUGCAGCAAACAUCUCCUCACAAUCCGCUAACUGCCUGUUCCUUGAACACCCUGUAAAAAAUGUGGUCUCUGUAAGCAGCCCAGGCUCCACAAACGACACCAAAAACAAACUGAUGCAACCUGCACCACAAAACAUAACAGUGUUCCAGCCAACAUAAAUUGGCAGCCUAGCAGGGAAAAAGCAAAAAUGGAAUCACCACUCUUCAGCUUCAGCUGUUUAUUAAUUUGUUUUUUGUUUUUAUUAGAAAAAGGGCAAAUUACAGAUGUGCCUCAACACUAUUUGUCUAACAGAUCAGCAUUGUGCCUUUGUGAUACAUAGCUAAAUAAAUAACAAAUGUAUAGUAAUUCUAGCCAGUUGAUUUGUCAGAUAAAAAAAAAAUAUGGAACCAUUCAAUGGUGAGGAAAAAAAUAUGGAAUCACAAACCUAAAAAUCUUAAUUAGUACUUUGUUAUGACCAUUUUAAUUUUCUGAGGCAUGCACUUCAUUAAUGUUGAACAAUAUUCAUCAAUCAGCUUUCAGCUUUGUGGAGUAGCAGUUGACACAUCAGCUUUAUUUUACAAUGAAAAAUGUACAUGAGACAAUAAUUUCCAAAUAAACCCACACAUUCCCUCCUAAUAAUAAUGUUCCAAACCUGCAACAAUCAACAUACAAGGCACACAUUUGGUAAAGCCUUUCUGAAGAGCCAAUCAGCAGAUUGUGGACCAGCUUAGCAGACAAUCAGAAGAGUACCAAACCAUUUACUGUAGAUAUAUUUAGGUAUCUUGCUCUAGUGUCAGAGCCAGAGCAGAGGGCUUGGUCUCCUACUGACCCCAAGGACCAUCUAUAAUCAGACCUCUUAGCAGUUCUGUUUCUACAGCAUUGCCUUCAGGAUAUAAACAUUAUAAGGGGGAGAAACAAAAGUUCAUAACCUGAUGGUGAAUCUGCCCAUGGGUACAGUUUGCCUAGGGAUCACUCAGCAUGUCAAACUGUAUGUUGUUGAGAAUAUGAUGUUGACAUUUUUGUAUGACAUUUCUUUUUUUUUUUUUUUGGGUUAUGGACAUUUGGUACAGUAUGCAUCACUGACAGAUGCCCUAUUGCAUUAAAGAUGGACUGCAGGA